AUGCGCUUUCUGGGUAAAAUGGCUGCUGCUGUCAGGUUUUUCCCCUCUAUCCACGACAAUACAACAAACAACAAUGACAUCUGGGCUCCAUUUGACCCCAAACUAGACCAGCCCAACUCUCUGAAGAACACAUCUGCUGCAGAUUCAUCUAAAAAGGUCUUUGGUGAUGGUGCUGAUCAAACCAGCUCAACCUCUCAGAUGGAAGCUGAAGCUCCAGCAGCCUGGAUGACGUCAGGCUGUCUGAGGGUGCCUGAUUACCAACCUCUGGACGCCUUCAGUGCCACGGCACCAGAAGAUCCCGGUCCAGCUCCGUGGAGCGAGGAGGACGAGAUCUGCAAACUCUUGAUCAGGAUGAAAGAAUUAGAGCUACUCAGGAUGAUGGGAGAGCCCCCUGGCAUUCUGCAAUGUCUCUGGCUCUAUUUCAGAUACAUUUGUGAGGAAUAUCAAAUACUGUAGGAUGAAGCAGACGAGAAGAAAGCAAAAAUGAAGAAAAGUCUUGAAGACAAGAAUACGUUAUACUGCAUUAAAUGACCUUUAAUAGACUUAAUUACUUCUUUUUUCUGUGUAUCACAAUCUAAUAAACCACUAUCCAACUGUCUGUAAAUGUUUUAUUUCUUA
This is a messenger RNA of Lates calcarifer (barramundi perch), 618 nucleotides long. RefSeq lists its product as uncharacterized. The coding region runs from base 1 to 456 and encodes 151 amino acids. The transcript is spliced from 2 exons. Lineage: Eukaryota; Metazoa; Chordata; Actinopteri; Centropomidae. The record is from RefSeq and is a predicted model, not a curated record.